Geodia barretti is the source of this 453-nucleotide messenger RNA. The record is from the annotation of a GenBank genome assembly. NCBI's taxonomy places the organism in Eukaryota, Metazoa, Porifera, Demospongiae, Tetractinellida, Geodiidae.
AAAGAGAAGAAGUCGACAGAGAAGAAAACGUUUUGCCUCCUGCGAUGGAUCGAAGAUGAGACUGUCAGCGUACUCCCCGUUACAGCUGCGAAGACUGGGCAAAAAGUUUACCCAGGAGUUUACGGAGAUUUCAAGUGGCUAAAGAAAGUUUAUGAGGCGCAAGUGUUAAAGGUUUCGGAUGACCGGCAGGCUCUAUUGAGGGACUGUGACCGCCUAGUUAAAAUGGAUAUAACUAGUGAAGAGAUACUGAAUGAAGUGGAGACUAUUGAGACUGUCGACAGCACAACGGAUGUAGAACCAUCUCCUGCCAAAAAGCCACGGACAGCAGAGUGUGAUAAAAUGGCCCGCAUGACUGCUGCGAGAGGAAGGGCCAAGGCACUACUUUCCUCACUGGACUCCGAUUCCGGUGAUGAUGUACACAAGGGAAAAAUGAAAAUGCCAAAGAAAGAAUAU